ACAUCAACCCAAAUUAACCUUUUCCAUUUCUUCAAAGAUUUCAGUCCGAGUACAGCCGUUAACACUGCGCAACAACUAAAUUCGCCAGAUCCUACAAUCCCAGGAUGUUUCCAGCAUAACAUUCAGCAGAUUUAUCCAAAACCAUCGAUCCCCUGCGCAAACCCCAUAAACCCAGACACAUUUCUCAAUGGCCAAUCCCUCUGGAAGUGUUCCAGGCAAAGGACCCAUCACUCAUGUCAUCUUCGACAUGGACGGUCUCCUUCUCGACACUGAGAAGUAUUAUACUGAAGUUCAGGAAAUUAUACUUGCUAGAUAUAAUAAAUCUUUUGACUGGUCCCUGAAGGCAAAGAUGAUGGGAAAGAAAGCAAUAGAAGCUGCUCGGGUCUUUGUUGAAGAGACUGGGAUCAGUGAUUCUCUCACUGCUGAGGAUUUUCUUGUAGAAAGAGAGGCCAUGCUGCAGAAGUUGUUUCCAAAUAGCGAGAUCAUGCCAGGGGCCAGCCGCUUGAUCAGACAUCUUCAUGCAAAAGGAAUACCAAUUUGCUUGGCAACGGGUUCUCACAGGCGGCAUUUUGAAUUGAAAACACAAAGACAUGGCGAACUUUUUUCAUUGAUGCAUCAUGUCGUUCUUGGUGAUGAUCCAGAAGUUAAACAAGGCAAGCCAUCACCAGAUAUAUUCCUUGCUGCUGCCAAGAGAUUUAAGGGUGGCUCAGUAGAUCCACAAAAAAUUCUGGUGUUUGAAGAUGCACCAUCUGGAGUUAAUGCAGCCAAGAAUGCUGGGAUGUCUGUUGUUAUGGUUCCAGAUCCAAGGCUGGAUAGUUCAUUCCAUGAUGCUGCAGACCAGGUUUUGAGCUCGCUACUGGAUUUCAGCCCAAAUGACUGGGGUUUGCCUCCAUUUGAGGUUACUGCAAGCUAAAACUUGGAUGUCCAUCGACAUAUAUAUUGCGCAUUUCCGGCAAUGAUUGCCCGCCCAUCUUUAAAACCUUAGGCACACCUUGAUUCAUAUUUUGGGAGAAUUUCAAUCAACACAUAAUUUAUCAUGGGUUGAUGAUAUUCUUGAAAAGUAAUAUUUAAAGUGGUUUUGAUGCUUUGAGAUUGA
This is a messenger RNA of Juglans microcarpa x Juglans regia, 1096 nucleotides long. RefSeq names its product (DL)-glycerol-3-phosphatase 2. The transcript is spliced from 6 exons. Lineage: Eukaryota; Viridiplantae; Streptophyta; Magnoliopsida; Fagales; Juglandaceae. Gene Ontology annotation, biological process: glycerol biosynthetic process. The record is from RefSeq and is a predicted model, not a curated record. The coding region runs from base 188 to 913 and encodes 241 amino acids. Gene Ontology annotation, molecular function: sn-glycerol 3-phosphatase activity.